Molecule: messenger RNA, 1422 nt
Organism: Alternaria rosae
Lineage: Eukaryota; Fungi; Ascomycota; Dothideomycetes; Pleosporales; Pleosporaceae
Product: transport protein particle component
Exons: 2
Coding region: 452-1228 (258 amino acids)
Biological process (GO): regulation of GTPase activity; endoplasmic reticulum to Golgi vesicle-mediated transport
Cellular component (GO): trans-Golgi network; cis-Golgi network; TRAPP complex
Source: RefSeq, a predicted model, not a curated record
UUCAUGUAUGUACUAAGUUGCGUCGAAAGAUGUAUCGUUUCUAGAAUAUUCAGACUCGGUUACAAAUCGAGUGACAGACUAAUGUAACUCCGGCCUGGUGGAAUUGUGCUAUUUAGUUAGAAGUUACGGCCGCAGUCGAGCUAUGACAUCGUGGACCCUUGCAGAAGAAUGAUCGGCCGCGGCUCCAGCAGCCCACAUCUAGACUCGAACAUCAACACCACCACCAACACACCGCAAUAAACUCUACACCACACCGACACCUACCACUGUGAACAUCUGACCCUGUGUUGAACAGCAGACGACGACGGAAUCCAAGCUAUUGUAGACGCAAACAACGGCCAGCACAUUUCACACCACAUCGGGGCGCGCAUCUUUGUCGCGCACAAACUCACAACCACUACCAUCGCCUGUAUCACGACUGAGGACGCAGAUACCCUCAAACUUCGCCAAUAUGGCGCAAGCCAACCCCUCCGCACCGAACGAACCCACCACAUCCUACGUCGACCCCACGUUCUCGUUAGUGAACACAUCAUGUCUUGACCUCCUGCUCAUAGAGCUUGUACCCAUGGCAUAUCGCAUAACAGCCGAUCUCGCCGCCCGGGAAGAGGAAUGGAUACACGGGUCAUCAGCCACAAAGCCAAAGCGACUAUCGGGCGCAAGCAAUGACGCGUCAAGCACAGCGGCGGGCACAGCAAGAGGGACGGAAGGCGGGCCAGUAGGUGGAGGAGGCACUGCGACGGUCGACGAGGAAGAAGCAAGAGAGGCUGUAUUCCAUCGAUUAGAGAAUCUCGGGUACAGGGUUGGACUGGGGGUUGUCGAACGAUUCUCCCGAGACGCGCCCCGACCAACAACACCCCUUGAUUGCAUAAAGUUCCUAUGCAAAGAUCUGUGGACACUCCUCUUCAGAAAGCAGAUCGACAACCUCAAGACCAACCAUCGUGGCAUCUACGUCCUUACAGACAACACGUUCAAGCCUCUCGGCCGCAUGUCAUUCGAUACCAAGAAAUACGACGCCGCUAUGCAAGCAGCGCUGGUAGCACAAACAGGCGACGUAGCGCUGGGACGGGACGCGAAUAGCCAGGCUAGGGUCCAGCCCUUUCUAUACUUCCCAGCCGGUCUGAUAAGAGGAUGUCUUGCAAGUUUGGGCAUCCAAGCGACCGUCACAGCGGAAAGUGCUGCACUACCUGGAGCUACGUUUCAGAUCCGAACUGCAGGGGCAAAGACCUGAGAGGAGGAGGGACGUACAUAAGUCGAUAUUUAGCGGCAUUGCGCGGCGUUUCAUGAAAGAAAACAUGGUUGUCGUCGCACACAUACAGGUAGUCAAUACGGCUUUAUUCUGAGAGUAAAGACACAGACUGUGUCAGCAAGUCUAUACACAACUGCGCCAAGGGCAAUGGUCUGAUAAUACUAGUACGAACGGUG